ACUCGGAGUCUUCGGAAGAGCGAGCGCAUCGGGCUGCCUGGAAUCUUCUGUAGGGUCCGGAGCACGAGAGCUUGAGGAGACGGAGCCAUGGCUGCGACUUCAGCGAUGACGAACAUCAACGUCGCAAGUGUUGCAGCCUCCACCUGCGUUCUCAGGCGGGAUACCGAGAUUUCUUUUGCUCGUCUUGGAAAUGUGCAAGCUCCUUCGCGCAGUGCUACAUGUGGAACCUUCGGAACGCGACUGACCGUGCACGUGGCCAACAAGAAAUGCUGCCAAGGGAAGGCCCCUGGAAUUCGUGCUGCGGCUCAAGUCGAGGGACGGUCGGAUGCUGAAAAAGCAUCGGGAAGAAUCAUACAUGGAAAGUGCUUCGUGGUCGGCGAUAACAUCGACACUGAUCAAAUUAUUCCCGCUGAGUAUCUGACUCUCGUGCCCUCCAAGCCCGAUGAGUAUGAGAAGCUCGGGAGCUACGCCAUGAUAGGGCUGCCCGCUGAAUGGGGACGAUUCAUCGAAGAGGGACAAAUGAAGACCCAGUACGCAGUUAUGAUCGGUGGCGACAAUUUCGGAUGUGGGUCAUCUCGAGAGCACGCACCUGUGGCUUUGGGAGCUGCUGGAGUCAAGGCAGUUGUAGCCGAAUCCUACGCACGAAUUUUCUUUCGAAACUCGGUUGCCACAGGAGAGCUUUACCCUGUGGAAUCCGAAAAGAGGAUUUUCCAGGAGAAUAGCACCGGAGACAUGGUGACAGUGGACUUGGAGCACGACCUUUUAAUCAACCACACCAACGGCAAGACCUUCGCAUUGAAGCCUAUUGGUGAUGCUGGUCCUGUCAUCGAUGCUGGAGGGAUCUUCGCGUAUGCUCGUGAGACGGGAAUGAUUGCAGCGAAAUAAAAUUCUGAAUAUCCUGCAAGUUUAUAAGCCAAACGUCCAGAAGUGGAUCCUAUUUACGUGGGCUACGUUGACUGCUCGAACCCUGCGUUUGGUACGAAUCGCUAUGUACCCAUAUUUUUUUUUUGCCAUUUUGAGACAACAGCCAAUUUUACAGAACUGUACCUUACAGGGUCGAACAUGGUUACAGCCUCCACGAGAUUUUGAGACUCCUAAAUCCGGCCUGAUAGUGCACUCUAGCUGUUCUCCACACAUACACAGGUGCAAGUGGAAGUGAGACUGAAGUGUAGGUUCAGUCUUGUAGUCUGUUUGGUCCACCAUAGAGUUUAGUAUAGUAGAUUCUGAACAUUUGUGAUAGUUAUAUUGUGACAAUUCGAUAUCUGGAAUGCCCCAGUGCAUCCGCGAUUUAGUGUGACUGUCCAAGCACAGGAUUUCAACUCUCACGAGUGAACUGAUCAUAAUUUGAAGAAACCAUUUAAUCAAUCGAUUCAAUGCUGGACGCUAUUUCCGACAGUAUCACUCUAAUGGAUGCACGUAACUGAUCUAGUUAAUAUACGUUUACAGUUCUGCAUUCAUUUGACUAUCAGUUGUAACUCGCUUUAACCUAAUCCACUCUCU
Molecule: messenger RNA, 1500 nt
Organism: Marchantia polymorpha subsp. ruderalis
Lineage: Eukaryota; Viridiplantae; Streptophyta; Marchantiopsida; Marchantiales; Marchantiaceae
Source: the annotation of a GenBank genome assembly